CAGCCUUUUAUGCAUUUGUCCCCCAUACCUUCGUAUUUAUUAAUUUACUUUUUUUAUUUGUUUUUGCAUAUUGAACUUGUUUUUAGUGUAACUUGUACCAAGACAUUCCUAAGUUCAGUACUUGGCCAUGGCUGCUCUGAUCUGGCUUGUUUUCUGUGGUCAAAGUUUCCUCAUAUUAGGUCAAUUUGUGUCUUUUAUAAAAUGCACUCAACAUGUGCAAAGUUGUUUUUGUAGUUUGUCUUUAUGUUGCCUUGUGAUAUGCAAGCAAGUCUUCCUGGUUGUAUUCCUCUACUGCAACAACUGCUGUAGAUAUUUAUCAGGUCCUUCAUACCCAGCAAGAAUAAGCUGAUGUCAACUCAUUGUGGUGUGAAAGUACAUAGCAGAGAAAUUACAGUUACUAUGUGUAACUAUUUCACUGUAAAGGCAUAGUCCAGGUUGUCAUUAACUCUCAGGAGAAUUAAAUAGUGUUCAGAAGUGUAAUAAACUGGAUGAUAAAUUCACACGGCAUGCUGGGGUAUACUACACCUGUUUAUAAAGAGAAUAAAGUGUCAAUCACAAUACUGGUAAUGAUGUAAGAAUGCAGUGCUUUUGGUUAGUAUUUACAUGUUGACUUUUUAAACUAAAUUACAGAAUUAUUGUUAUUAGUGAUGGAACUUAUGACCCUUUUAAAGGAACCAAGUCGUCAAGAUCUGUUCACUUAAGAUUUAUUCAAAAGAGCCGCCAAAAUUAUACAUAAAAAAAACCCAAUCCAUUUUAUGCCUAAUGUAAUUUUAUAUUAGGUUUUUGAUGAUGAAGUUCACCUAAAAGUUGAGUCAUCUGUUUUUGAGUAAAAAACUACAUUGUCUUCUUCCAAAAUAAAGGAAUAAAAAUCUGUGUAUAUUUUCAUAAAAUACAAAAUUUCAAAUACCCAUAACAUUCUGUGGCACAAUUGUUUUGUGCAUUAAUAACACCUGGGUGGCGUUUAUAAUAUUGGAACAAAAUACCAAACAAAAUGUUACAGAGAAACAAUGUUGACUUGAGUUGCUUUGACAGAAACAAAAAUCUUCUUCUGUACCAUUAAAUUUAACAGUUAAGGCAAUGCAUUAAUGGUAAAGAACACUCAACACUGAACAUUAACCAAGGAGCAACAAGCAAGAAGAGACUUAGGUUUGUGAGAACACUCUGAUCACCUUCAUCCUCUCUUCCACUGCAUGAAGCCUGCAGCAUCGUCACAACCAGGACAUGUGAUGAAAACAGUGAGCAUUUAGAAUGCGCCCUGUGUGCUCAUCUUUUGUUGCAUUUGAUUUGUUUGGCAAUUAAAUAAGCAUAAUUUUAAAUUAAACAGAAAAAUUAUAGCUACUGCAGUGUGUGCAGAGCAUUGUAAGAAAGCGGAAUUGCGAAAAACAAAGGAUGGCUCUCAAUAACAGACACUUCAGUGUUAUGGCAACGAGUCCGUCAGAAGAAUCAGGUUUUCUGUGAACGUCACAUCAUUAAUUAUUAUUCUCUUGAAAUAUUCACUUGGUUUUAUGGUGUAGAGUAGAAAUAUAUGUUUCUCAAAGGGAAUGAGUUGAACGUUUCAGGCUCCUUGUUUAUUACACUUUGUGAUGUUGUUGAAGAAUGCAAGCGUUUUCAAAAAGACAUUGCUGGAUUUUUUGUUUCUUAAGCUGUAGUGGUUUUCCCUCCUUUCUUGACUUUUUUCUGUGGUUUUAUUGUCAAAUCUUGGAUUCUCUCAGCAAAGAACAUGUCCUGAUAUGAUUCAUCAAGGUUUUGUGCUAACUUAAUAUUCAUAUCUUAAUUUAUUUUGUUCCAAUAGUUUACUGUUAACUGUGUCACCAGGGUUUAUUUAUUUUGCAUUUUUAUUGAUAAAAAUCAUUUUAAUAAGAAAUCAGUUUAUAUUUGGAAUGCAUCAAAUCCAUUUAAUGUACUUCAUGUAGGAUAUUGUGUACAAAUUAUGAUUUUUAUAGGAACAAAACUACAUUAUAAACAGUUUUGUUAAAAGUUUUUGAGUUGAAUUUUGAGGUGUUUCGGUAGUUCGGAAAGUUAGUGCAUAUUCAAGUCUUCAACUUACUUUUUGUGGUAGAAAUAAACACGCUUUAUGUUGAAUAUAUAUGUCCCUGCUUUUUGUCUGGAUAUUUAUUUUAAAAUAUUUUGUUGACUUUGGAGCUUAAUGCAUGACUGCAAUUAAAUCCUACACAAUCAUCUCAGUUGUAAUUAAGACCAGCAAGGAAAAUAUUGCAUGGUUGCAAUAACAGUUGAAAUGUUUCAGGAAUAUAAACCACCUGUUUUCGUUGCCUGCUGCAUUUCUUUCAGCUUGGGGUAGAUGUAUGAUGUAUAUGUAGGUGAACAGAAAAAUCAACAUGUCUUUGAAAAACAAGCGGUUAAGACUUAAAUUGUAAGUUUAAUGUUCUUUGGAAGUAAAUCAAAUCUAAUGAAUGGACAAACAUUAGAAAUAACUAUUUUUGCAGCUAUGGAAGUCGAACAUGAAACAUCUGACAAAAAUAAAUAAAUAAACAUUGAAAAUGAUGAAGAUAUUCACCGUUGAGAAAGAAGGACUUUGUGGAUGCAUGAAAAAGUCAAGUGUACAUUGGAAUAGAGUUGGAUGAAUCAAAAGUAGAAUUUUAUGAGAUUAUUUUAAGCCAUAGAUCGUUCAUUAUUGUUAAAAAUUGACUUUAUAUUUUGUAUAUUCUUGGACACACUGAGCAUGUUUGAAGUUUUGGAAGAUUUUUUCUUCAACUUGAACCCACGGUGGCGCUAUAAAACAAGAUAAGGAUAUUUCAGUCCUCACUCGUUUUGCGCGUCUUCGUCAUACUCCUCUGGUCUAGUCGAUGAGGAAAAUCACAGAUUUGUGUCGUUGUUGGUUUUAGGAUUAAGAUGUUUAUUUUGUCGUCCACUGCUUUUUUCAUACUUACUGAAAUUAAUCAUUAAUGAUGAAUUCUGUGUUCGCCAUUGUUCUGUCGUGGGGAUAUUUUUUAUUCAUUUUUUGGAUCAACGUGGCGCAUGGAGACAUGAGCUAUUCUUUCCCGGAGGAGAUGAAACGAGGAUCAGUUAUUGGAAAUAUCGCCAAGGAUCUCGGGUUGCAGACAGGAGCGCUGUCCACCAGAAGAGCCCGCAUUGACACCGAGGAGAGUGAUAAACGUUACUGUGACAUAAACCUGAAGAGCGGCGAGCUGAUUGUGGCGGAGAGGAUUGACCGAGAGGAGCUUUGUAGCGAAAAGGCUUCGUGCAUCUUAAAGCAAGAGCUCGUUUUGGAGAAUCCUCUAGAGCUGCAUCGGAUCAGCCUUAAUGUUCAAGAUGUUAAUGAUAACUCUCCGCAGUUCAACGAAAAAUUGAUUAGUCUUGAAAUUCAUGAAUCGGCAGCGAGGGGAGCUCGCUUUGUGAUAGAGGAGGCUCACGAUGCGGAUGUAGGACAAAAUUCAGUUCAGCAGUAUAGCCUAGAAAAGAACGAAAAUUUCAUUCUGGCUGCUAAUGGAAACACAGUGGAGCUUGUUUUAGAUAAGGAGCUUGAUCGAGAAAAACAGAAAGAUAUUAAUAUUCUCCUUUCUGCUUUAGAUGGCGGAUCUCCUCAGAGAUCAGGUACAGUGGUCAUACAUGUAACUGUACUGGAUGCUAAUGAUAACGCCCCAGUGUUUAGCCAGGCCGUUUAUAAAGCCAGUCUGCCUGAAAACUCUCCUAUUGGUACUGUAGUGAUAAUAGUGAGCGCAACUGAUGCAGAUGAGGGAGUGAAUGGAGAUGUGACCUAUGAUUUCGGGAAUGUUAAUGAAGAUGUGAGAAAGAAAUUCAUGAUUGACCGCAAAGUAGGGGAAAUAAGUUUAAUUGAUGCUGUGGACUAUGAAGUUACUGCAUCAUAUGAAAUACGGAUUAAAGCAAAAGAUGGUCUGGGGUUGUCAUCUUAUGCUAAGGUUAUCAUUUCUAUCACUGAUGUGAAUGACAACGCCCCUGUAGUUAGUCUGAAAUCACUGACCAAUCCCAUACCAGAAGACACUCCAGCUGGUACAGAGGUGGGCAUCAUUAAUGUACAGGACAGAGACUCUGAGAAUAACCGACAGGUUCGCUGCUCCAUCCAGGAAAAUGUCCCUUUUAAGUUGGUUCCUUCUAUUAAAAACUAUUAUUCUCUAGUGACCACAGGACAACUGGACCGUGAACUAGUAUCUGAUUACAACAUUACAAUCUUUGCCACUGAUGAAGGCUCUCCUCCUCUGUCCUCCUCUAAAACUAUUCAGUUGUCUGUAGCUGAUAUCAAUGACAACCCACCUGUGUUUGAGGAACAGUCCUACAGCGCAUAUGUGAGUGAAAAUAACAAACCUGGCUCCUCUUUAUGUACUGUUUCUGCUCGAGAUCCUGACUGGAGACAAAACGGUACAGUGAUUUAUUCUCUGUUACCUGGUGAGGUGAACGGUGCCUCGGUGUCCUCCUAUCUAUCUGUUAAUGGAGACACAGGAGUGAUCCACGCUGUGAGGUCAUUUGAUUAUGAACAGUUCAGGAGUUUCAAAGUCCAAGUGAUGGCCAGAGACAAUGGUUCUCCUCCUCUCAGCAGCAACGUGACUGUCAGUGUGUUCAUAUCUGAUGUGAAUGACAACUCUCCUCAGAUAUUAUAUCCAGCACCAGAGGGCAGCUCCUUCAUGACUGAGUUGGUCCCCAAAGCUGCACAUGGAGGGUCUCUGGUGUCCAAAGUGAUAGCAGUGGACGCAGACUCUGGACAGAACGCCUGGCUAUCCUAUCAUAUAGUCAAAGCCACAGAUCCAGGACUUUUCAUUAUUGAUUUGCACAGUGGAGAAAUCAGGACACAGCGGGACAUUUCAGAAUCUGACAGCAUGAAACAGAACCUGAUUGUUGCAGUGAAAGAUAAUGGACAGCCCUCUCUGUCUGCCACCUGUUCAAUGUAUUUACUGAUUUCUGAUAACUUGGCGGAAGUUCCUGAACUGAAAGACAUUUCUUAUGAUGACAAAAACUCCAAGAUGACUUCUUACCUAAUCAUCGCACUGGUUUCUGUGUCCACCUUCUUUCUCACCUUCAUCAUCAUCAUUCUGGGUGUGAGGUUUUGUCGUAGGAGAAAGCCCAGACUGUUGUUUGAUGGAGCAGUAGCCAUCCCAGGAGCUUAUCUUCCUCCAAAUUACUCAGAUGUUGACGGUACAGGAACUUUACGCAGCACCUAUAAUUAUGAUGCCUACCUGACAACAGGAUCCAGAACCAGUGACUUUAAGUUUGUAUCAUCUUACAAUGACAACACGCUGCCUGCUGACCAGACUCUGAAGAAAUGUUUGAGUGAUUUUGUUGAUGCAUUUGGUGACAUCAAUGAUUCCCCUGAGGUAUGA
Molecule: messenger RNA, 5291 nt
Organism: Xiphophorus couchianus (Monterrey platyfish)
Lineage: Eukaryota; Metazoa; Chordata; Actinopteri; Cyprinodontiformes; Poeciliidae
Product: protocadherin gamma-A10-like
Exons: 1
Coding region: 2904-5291 (795 amino acids)
Biological process (GO): homophilic cell-cell adhesion
Cellular component (GO): plasma membrane
Molecular function (GO): calcium ion binding
Source: RefSeq, a predicted model, not a curated record